Messenger RNA from Fusarium sp. VM40, 1215 nucleotides. The record is from the annotation of a GenBank genome assembly. Lineage: Eukaryota; Fungi; Ascomycota; Sordariomycetes; Hypocreales; Nectriaceae.
AUGGAGCAUGUCUCCAUUGAUGGAAGACGCAGGAACAAAUAUCAAACAGCCGCAGCCGCGCGCAAGCCAGAGCCAGAGUCAUCGCCCAACCUUCGACCUGCCUCGCCUCCAAGGCUUAAUCCAUGGGCAUCAGCCAAAAAGCCUGCAGCUAUUCCUAUAUCUGAUAUAUUUCCUCCUCUGCCUAAACCUCAUGGCCUUCGGUCACCGGCCACGACACCCACGAGCGGAGUAUCUAGAACAUCCUCACGUCCACCGAACACAUCGCGAUCAGAAGAUGAUACAGAACCUGCAACGACUACUCUUGGAUCAGCUUCGCCGUCCUCGAAUGCGUCAUCCUCAUCUCGUCGUAUCUUUGAGGCUGCGGCGCCACGAGCGGUUGAGAAGCUUUGGAGAUACCCGUUCGGUGCCGAUUUGGUGAUACUAUCAGGGGACACGGUAUUUCGAGUCCAUCGUAACCUUGUGAUACCUCAGUCGGGAUGGUUCCGCGAUAAUCUGCCACCGCCAAACUUGGAUGGAACACCAGUUGAAGUACGUGUUGGUCUCGAUUACCAAUCUUUAGGCCACUGCUUGCGCUAUAUCUACCUGGGUAGAAUUGAAUUAUGCGAGUAUGACCCCAAAAGAGCCUGGAAAUCCCAGCAGAUUCCAUGUUGUGUUCUGGCAUACAACGCUGCCGUGUUUCUGCGAAUGGCCAGAUUGGCGAGCUACAUCAUUCGCAACGUGGAGAAUGCCUCAGUCGAACUGGGGAACCUGAUACAAGGAGAAUACCUCCAUCGAAGUUUAGACUGCUCCCAGUGGGUCCAGUUCUCCUGGCAUUACCAGAGGGCUUUAGAUAUCGUCUUGCGGCAGCAGCCUCGAAAACUGAUGAUGCCCAUGCGACUGGCCAUGGCCAGCAUCCUGGAUGCUGUAAUCUUCUGGGUGGUGCGGCAGUCACUUUAUACCACUGAGCUGGGAUCAUCAUGGCACGGAAUCAUACAAAGCAGUAUGAGAGAUAUUGCCGAGUACAAGCAGCUCCAAAGAAGCGCCCAACGUAACAGUGUUCUCCCAAGCGAGGCAGUCUUGAGGGGGCUGUUCGAAGAAACGGAGCCAAUGGAUGAAAAAGAAGCCAAAAUGUCGGCCAGCGUGCAAUUUAAGGGGGCAUCAGCUGUUACAGAAACAAAUAAUGGCCGUAGUUGCGGCUUACACACUAUUCGUCGCAAGAGACGUUGUUCGCUAUAG